This is a messenger RNA of Galdieria sulphuraria, 921 nucleotides long. RefSeq lists its product as uncharacterized. The record is from RefSeq and is a predicted model, not a curated record. The transcript has a single exon. The coding region runs from base 30 to 281 and encodes 83 amino acids. NCBI's taxonomy places the organism in Eukaryota, Rhodophyta, Bangiophyceae, Galdieriales, Galdieriaceae.
UUCACGAGGUGGUUCUGGAGGGAAACCAUAUGAGUAUGACUUGUAUACCUAAUGGUGAAGGAGGUGCAGGAGGAAGUUAUUUUGGUGAUAUUGGUCAACCUGGCAAAAGUGGUCUAGUCCACAUUAUUUUUGAACCUUCUUCUUCUGUCGUGGACUUGGAACAUUUUUUGACAGAAUAUGAAAAACUAGCUCAACUAUGUGGUUUGUUUUCAGUUAUUGCAGGGGUUCUCUCAUAUUUUUAUGAGACUGCUGAUGAAGACAGUGAAAUCUUUAGUGAAUAGAUGAAGGUGGAUUUUAUUUUUAUGGGAAACAAUAGUUGUGUGUUGUUUUUUGGCUAAGUCUUUCUAUGGUUUAUAUGAGAAAACUUUAUGGCUACUUGGACUCUUUUGUUUUAAGAACAAGGGUUUUGUAAAAGAUAUAAAUGAAAGAGUGGUCUGUCUCGGAUACGAGAAGAAUCAAAGAUGUGUGUUGAAGCAGAAUUCCGAUACAGUCAUAUCAGAAACAAGUCAAAAAGGUUUAGAAAAGCAGCAAGGAUACGAAAUUUCCACUAGUCCAUUAAAAACUGAUAUCUUUGGCGGGUGCUAAAUAUUUCGCAACUUUUAGAAACCACCUAUCAUAUGUCUACUGUAUUCAAUUGUACCUCAAUAAAAAUGUGACAAGGCUAUAAUGAAGGUGGAUUGUCGAGCAUUCUUUUCUUUCACAGAAGCUAUAGUUUCUUGUAUAACUAGUGAUUAUAGUGACAAAAAACGUUCCAGUCAGUUUUAUAUCUGAAAAAAUGGAAACUGUUAAAAAGUUACCAAAUAACGAACUCCCCAUUUCUAUGCUAUUAAGAGAAGAGAAAAAGCGGUAAUUUUAAAGUGAUGUUCCUGUCAGCUCUUUAGUUGAUACGAAAGCAGCUGAACUCUCUGAAUUUGAUCAAUU